GUAAACCCUUUCAUUUUCAAUUAACCAUUAAUCUUGAAUAUUACGUGAAGGUUAUUAAGCUUCACGCGUACCGGUCCUUUAGUAGUAAUUUGCUCGCUAUUGGGAGAAAAUAACCUUCGUUAUUAGGUGAAAAUAACCUUCGCUUAAUCGGGUCAUAUUCGUGAUUGUAGAGCAUAUUGUGAGUCAAUUGAUCAUAUUUCAGUGUCUUGUAUCCUUUUAGUAUUGUAUUCCAGUUCGUUCGCGUUAAUUUAUUUAAUCCUCGCGAAAUUUCCACUGCUUUGAAAUGUCUGCCAAAUCAGAUAUCGCUUUAAUUGGCUUGGCCGUUAUGGGUCAAAAUCUAAUCUUGAAUAUGAACGAUCACGGUUUCAUAGUCACAGCUUACAACCGAACAACCGAAAAAGUUGACUCUUUUUUGAAAAAUGAAGCCAAAGGUACCAACGUCGUCGGAGCGUAUUCUUUGGAAGAAAUGGUCAAGACUUUGAAGAAACCUCGUCGUGUUAUGUUAUUAGUCAAAGCCGGAAGCGCCGUUGACGAUUUUAUAAAAAAAUUAGUUCCACUUUUAGAGGAAGGCGAUAUAAUUAUAGAUGGUGGUAAUUCCGAAUAUCAAGACACAAUCAGACGUACCAAAGAACUAGAAAGUAAAGGUAUCUUGUUCGUUGGAUCUGGAGUAUCCGGUGGCGAAGACGGAGCUCGUUAUGGUCCAUCUUUGAUGCCCGGCGGUAACCCAAAAGCUUGGCCUCAUAUUAAAGAUAUCUUCCAGAGUAUCGCUGCUAAAGUAAACGGUGAACCGUGUUGCGAUUGGGUUGGUGAAAAUGGUGCCGGACAUUUCGUUAAAAUGGUCCACAAUGGAAUCGAAUACGGAGACAUGCAACUUAUCUGCGAAGCUUACCACUUGAUGAAAUCUGUAUUGAAAUUAUCCAACGAUGAAAUGAGCGCUGUAUUCGAAGAAUGGAACAAAGGUGUACUGGAUUCUUUCCUUAUUGAAAUCACCAAAGAUAUAUUGAAAUUCAAAGAUACCGAUGGUAAAUUCUUAGUCGAAAAAAUCAGAGACAGCGCCGGACAAAAAGGUACCGGAAAAUGGACAGCUAUCUCAGCUCUAGAUUACGGUGUACCAGUAACCCUCAUCGGAGAAUCCGUCUUCUCCAGAUGUCUAUCAUCUUUACUCGACGAACGUCAAGAAGCAUCGAAAGUUCUGACUGGACCUAGCGAAGUUGCAUUCUCAGGAGACAAGAAACAAUUUCUAAAAGAUAUCGAACAGGCUUUGUACGCUUCUAAAAUUAUAUCGUAUGCGCAAGGUUUUAUGUUAAUGAGAGAAGCGGCAAAAGUUUAUGGAUGGAAUUUAAAUUACGGCGGAAUCGCGUUGAUGUGGCGUGGUGGCUGUAUAAUUCGCAGUGUUUUCCUCGGUAAUAUUAAAUCGGCCUUUGAGAACAAUCCGAAAUUAACCAACUUAUUGCUCGAUCCGUUCUUCCGGAACGCCAUCAUCAACAGCCAGAAAUCCUGGAGGAAUGUGGUCGCAACCGCUGCCACUGUUGGCGUACCUACGCCAGCUUUCAGUACCGCUUUGGCUUUCUACGAUGGAUACAGAAGUGCCAGAUUACCAGCUAAUUUAUUACAAGCUCAAAGAGAUUACUUCGGAGCUCACACUUACGAAUUAUUAUCUCAACCUGGAAGAUUCGUUCACACAAACUGGACCGGACAUGGAGGAAAUGUAUCUGCAAGUACAUAUCAAGCUUAAUAUUCCUGCCUUAUGGCGAAACAUCUCUACGUAUUUGAAUUACCAUACUCUUAAUCGUGUCAUCAACGUACUUAAUUUGAUUACUUAAUGUUAUCCGCAGAAUGUCUAAAAAUGUAUAAAAUGGCUAGGUUGGUCGUUGAAUAGGAAUCUCUUCUCGUUAUUUACGAGUAUUAUCGUUCCCUUAUGAUUUUUUUUUCAACCAUUCCAUCGAGCUUUUAUGAUUUUUUUUAAAACGUGUUUUUAAUGUGAAAUUUUAUACUAGAUUUGAAGAUGCUUAGAUAGGUUUUCCGUUCUGUUCUCAUUUUUGGUUACCAGUUUUACGUACCUAUUAUUUAUAAUAUAUUAUUGUGUUUUUUAAUCGUGAUUUUUCUUGAUGAAAUUACCUACCUGUGUUUUCAUAUAUUGUUGAGAGCAUGAUACGACGAUGUUGUUAUUGAUAAUUCUCGAGUGUAUUUUAAGAUUGAAAUAUAAAUUAUUUGAGAAUAUUA
Molecule: messenger RNA, 2223 nt
Organism: Planococcus citri (citrus mealybug)
Lineage: Eukaryota; Metazoa; Arthropoda; Insecta; Hemiptera; Pseudococcidae
Gene: Pgd
Product: phosphogluconate dehydrogenase
Exons: 9
Coding region: 284-1735 (483 amino acids)
Biological process (GO): pentose-phosphate shunt; pentose-phosphate shunt, oxidative branch
Cellular component (GO): cytosol
Molecular function (GO): NADP binding; phosphogluconate dehydrogenase (decarboxylating) activity
Source: RefSeq, a predicted model, not a curated record